UAAAACCCCCCACCAUGGAUGCACUCGUGACCCGCACGGUUUAAUAUCACAGAUUCACCCCAUCUUCUUCCCUUACCGCGCGAUUCAUACUCUUUUACUGUGUUUGGACACCCAGAACCGACAUUUUAGCAUAACCGCUUCAAAUAAUACGCUGCAAUUAAUCUGAGCAAAAAGAAGAGAAACGGCUGGGCAACCCCUGUCAGGGCCUGCGACAUGAGUUCGAACAAUACCUGCAAUCCUUAUGUCCAUCUGUCGUUCUUUUCAUCACGCGUCUGAUAGGAGGCCGAUCGGUACAAUCCGCAAGGCGUUGAACAGGUGCGGGAAAAGGGUUGAAGAUGCCACAAGAAAAGUAGAGGCCCUUGCUGAUCACGUCUGGAAUCACCUCAAGGUCAGUCCUAAGCCCAGUGAUGUAGCAAUGGCAAAGCCUGCUCAAGGGACAAAAGUGCUAACAGAAGGAGAGCAUGAGAAGGUGUUCCAGCAAGAGUUUCAAAUAUUGCCAGGAGAGAAGCUCUUAAAGACGUAUGCUUGCUAUGUAUCAACUCCCACUGGACCAGUGAUUGGCACGCUUUAUAUUUCAACUAAAAGAAUGGCGUUUUGCAGUGAUUAUCCUCUCUGUUAUUAUUCUUCCUCAGAGCAGGAGUGGAUGUAUUACAAGAUGUUGGUGGAUCUUGAUAAGUUGAGAACAGUGAAUCCUUCUGCAAACAGAUUGAACCCUUCUGAGAAGUAUAUCCAUAUUGUCACCAGAGAUGGUUAUGACUUCUGGCUUAUGGGAUUCAUAUUUUACAACAAGGCACUCAAGACUUUAACUGAAGCUUUGCAGCACAACCUUGGCUGUUCUGGUGGAAACGGAAUCAUAUAAGUCCAACAAGUUCAAGUGCAUGGCAGUUCUGUCAAUUCCACUAUACACCCAAAUUGUUAAAAUGAUUUGAAUACAUCUGUGAAUAAUGCUAGUAUUGAGUUGACAGUUUGUUUAGAAACUUGUACUUUUCUUUCUGAUACAAGCAAAUUAUUCUAUGAUAAAAGAAAAUUCGGUUU
Messenger RNA from Mangifera indica (mango), 1035 nucleotides. Its product is annotated as GEM-like protein 2. The record is from RefSeq and is a predicted model, not a curated record. Lineage: Eukaryota; Viridiplantae; Streptophyta; Magnoliopsida; Sapindales; Anacardiaceae.